CUCUCUUUAGGACCAGAGAGAACUUUCCUUUGAGGUUAAGUUUCAGUAAUUGGUUGUGGGUUCCUUACUUCCUCUUUCUAGUUGCUUGUUCUUCUUGAUCUUGGGAGAGAAAUUGUGGGUGGGGAAAGCAAGGGACCAUGAUCAAAGGGGAGGCAAGCUUCUCCCAUAGCUACCUUCUCUUCCUGGAUCAAGUGACUUGUGAAUCGCCAGGUGAGCUCUAGUCCCGCCCCUUCACCUGGGAAAUGUUUUCUCUUGAAGAGUGGAAGGAGGAGAAACUGCCAUGAAGGAAAACCAAAAGGGGGAACUCAGACGUAUCUGACACCAAAGGUAAGGGCAUUCAGGGGUAUUUGUUUCCCUUUUUUACAAUAUCCUCAUGUUUGCUUGGGACACUUGCUAUAGUUACAUUUAUUUAAAGACAAACUGGGCAAGUUCUUGCUCCUUCCCUCUCACUCCAGUUCUUCUCCAGCUUCCCCCCUUUCCCUGUAUUUUCUUUAAUUAUGCAUAGAUUCGUCCUCUCCUUUUUUCUUCUGGCGCCCUUCAUCCUAUCAUUUCAUUAUUUUUAUUCCUUCACCACCUUUUGUCCUCACUCCUUCUAAAACCAUUAUUUCAAUUUGUUUAUGUUCUCCUGUCCUGUUAUGCUUAUACAGUAUAGCACAAUUGGUUUGCUCCUUCAUUAAGUUAUUUCCACUUUUGUUGCAACAUCCUACUCUAGAUCCUGUUCAGUUUUCUUAAAAAUAAAAUAAAAAAUCCAUCCCAAAUUAGAAUCUCUCCCAGCUGGAUAAACACCACACAUUUAAAGCAACCCAAUAAUCCUGGCAACUGUAGUUUACCCGCAGGGAGCUAUACUUCCCAGCACCUUUAACCAGCUACAUUUCCUAGGAUUCUUUCUAUUUCGGGGGGGGGUGUGGGUGUGGGUGGGUGUGCGUGUGCUUUAAAUGUAAGAUGUGUACACAGCCAGAGAUCUUUCAUCUCCCCUUCAAAAGCGUGAUCCCUUUUUUCAUGUGCUUUGCUUCAUUUUUUCUUAUUCCCUUUCACCCCAUCCCUAAGUUAUUCCACACUCUCCCUCAUUUCUCUCUUUUUUUUACCCCCCCCCCCAAUUCUAUAUCUGGGCCCAUUAUCACCUGUACUUUCCUGACAUGCCCACCUGUUUCAUUCACUGCCACCAGUCGUCCAUCAUUAUUUCACCCCUCAUUUUUCAGGGUUCUGUCCGCCAUGAAACUCCACCUCUCCAGUGCUCUCGCAUCUUCCCACCUGAGGCAUCUCCCAGACCGGCAGGGAUUGCUGUACAAGAAGAGCAUCCGCACAGCCUCCUACCGGCCAUGCUGGUGCGAGCUCUGGGGCAAUAUCCUCUUCUGUCGAGACCAAUCGGGAGAUCGGGGUCCUCUUCGGCUCAUCAUCCUGGAAGGCUGCACCGUGGAGCUGCAGGAGUCUGCAUCUGAACCGCACACCUUUGAGAUUUCCUACCCCAAUGGCGUACCCGGCGCCCGAUCCUACAAAAUGGCGGCCGAGAGCCAAGAAACCAUGGAGGGUUGGGUGCGAGCUCUCAGUACGGCAGGCUUCUGUUACCUCCGAGCUUUGGUGACGGAGCUGGAGGGACAGUUUCAGAUGCUGAAGCACCAGCAACCUCCCAAAUGUGAAGGACAACCGAGACACUUGGCAAGAGACUUGAAACACCCCACUACAAAACCAGCGGUGGAAGCUGGUCCCUUCAGCAUGGGUUUUGUCCAGCUCCAUCAGCAAUUUGGAGAAGAUAUUUUGAGGCUGAGGCGGAAGUGGCAGGAGAAGCAAGGCGAGCAGCAGCCAGAGAAUGAGUCCUUGAUUGAUUUUGAGUAGGGCUAUUCAGCCCAUGCCAAACGUUUGGACCAUGCCUAGUGAGCUUUGGGAAGUCUAGAAUCUAUGAAGUUUCAGGCAAGAAAGUCACGCAGAGCCAGUAUCUGAUUAAUGCCUUCGAAACAUAUGUCAGCACAUUGACAUUGACUUUUACAUGCUACAAGAGAUUUUAAUAAAUGUUUAUUUUUAAACAAAGAAACCUACCAGCCUUGAGAAUUGUUUUGUUUACCAUAGUAGCAGCUGCCAUACCUGAUAUAGUGAGAAAGGAGGUUGAGCUCAAUAAUGGUAUAUUUUGGUGAGCGUUUAUUGUGGGUGGAGUCUUCAGCUGUGCCAACCUCCCGAGUGUGGAAUCAGAACCAUUCCCCAAAGUGAAAUCUUGGUUUCUUUGACAUUAUUUGGUCCGGCCCAUGCAUUCAGUGGUGCGAUGAAAACAGCAUUGGCCUACUCUCUGGUCUUUGACUGGUGGGUCAGGACCAUAGCUGUCAACUUUCAGAUUUGAAAAUAAGGGAUCAGCAGCCUUGAAAAUAAGGGAUCAGCAGCCUCACCUGUCCUGGGGACA
Podarcis lilfordi (Lilford's wall lizard) is the source of this 2389-nucleotide messenger RNA. NCBI's taxonomy places the organism in Eukaryota, Metazoa, Chordata, Lepidosauria, Squamata, Lacertidae. The record is from the annotation of a GenBank genome assembly.